AUGCCAACUAUUUAUAUUGGAUCCUUCUUGGAAUGUAUUAUUUCGCCUGAUCUGUCAAUCUACAAAUGCCCCGAAUUCCCGACUUUUGGUACAGAUUUCUAUGAAAUGGGAAAUUCAUGUUUAUUCAUUUUAAUCUACGAAGUUUAUCACGAAGAUAACGAAAUACUUAUACUUAUCGAACGCAUGACCAUGAUCAUCAUCACCAUUAACGGUUAUACAGCCUUCUGGGCCUUAGCCCCCUCAAGUACACUUUGCCAUCGUAAACUAUCCAGUGGUUCCCGCGUGGGACCCCUGCUUCGAGGGCGUUGA
Molecule: messenger RNA, 309 nt
Organism: Pieris macdunnoughi
Lineage: Eukaryota; Metazoa; Arthropoda; Insecta; Lepidoptera; Pieridae
Source: the annotation of a GenBank genome assembly